AUGAAAAUUAUAAUUCUUCUUGGAUUCCUGGGAGCCACAUUAUCAGCCCCACUUAUUCCACAACACCUUAUGUCUGCAAGCAACAGCAAUGAGUUACUUCUGAAUCUUAAUAAUGCUCGGCUCUUGCCACUACAGCUUCAGGACGCAUUUAAUUCAUGGAUUCCUCCUUUCUCUCGGAUUGUGCAACAGCAGCAGCGGGCUCAAACUCCUGGACUCUCCCAGUUCGCUUUGUCAACUGUAGACCAGUUUGCCCGAUUGCUCCCAAAUUAUAUACCUUUCCCAGGACAGGUCAGUUUUGCCCAAGGAGCCCAGGCAGGCCAACUGGACCCUUCACAGCCUCAAUCACCACUGCAGACACAACAGGGCCCUAAUCAUGUGAUGCCUUAUGUCAAAAUGCCUCAAGAGCAAACACAGAUGCCUCAAUACUAUCCAGUUUACAUGGUCCUACCCUUGGAACAACUUCAGCAAACAGUCACAUGGUCACCUCAACAAACAGGGCAGCAGCCAUUUGAAGAGCAGAUAACCUUCUACACUCAGUAUUGAUGCAUUGCACAACAAGCACAACCUCUUACACCCGGAGGACAGCAGCAACUUGCCUUUUAUCCUCUCUUAGGCACAGCUCCUGAAACCGCUGUGAUGCCAGCAGGAGGAGUGAUACCAUAUUUGCAAAAGGAAGUAAUAAACUUUAGGCAUGACAGUGCAGGAGUUUCCAUGCCUUCAACUUCACCAAAACCCAGCACAACCAAUUUUUUCACUACUGCUAUAGACCCAACUAUUACCCCAGAGCUCCCAGAAAAGAAGGUCAGUGACAGCGAUGAAUCAUCUGCGGAGAUUUAUGUGCCUCCCUAUCGAUACCCACUUGACCGAUACCCACUUGACCGAUACCCAUUUGGCCGAUAUCCACCACCAUUCCGAAGAUAUCCAUGGAUUAGAAUUUUUUUUCCUGAUUUUAUACCUUUGUCUGACUCUGCAGCUACCCCUCCUAGUGGAAAGUAA
This is a messenger RNA of Cynocephalus volans (Philippine flying lemur), 996 nucleotides long. RefSeq names its product odontogenic ameloblast-associated protein-like. The transcript has 10 exons. NCBI's taxonomy places the organism in Eukaryota, Metazoa, Chordata, Mammalia, Dermoptera, Cynocephalidae. Gene Ontology annotation, biological process: odontogenesis of dentin-containing tooth. Gene Ontology annotation, cellular component: cytoplasm; nucleus. The record is from RefSeq and is a predicted model, not a curated record.